GAUAGCACUGCCCAUGCAGCACCUUCGCAGCCGCAUACUCCGUUGGGCUUAUGCCUGUACCACAAUGCACAGGCGGGAGGACUGGAAACACUGGACCUGGCCGAGCCAGGAUCAAAUCGCGGUCUAGUGAGUGGGUGGAGUAGUCGACCCGGAUGAGAUGCCCACUACUCGAGUUAUUUCCCGUGUAUAGCACCGGCGAUCAUUCAUGUAUAAAGAUGUUGGGCUCGCCGCCUCACUUCAAUGACACUCGUUCUUGGCCCCUCACCAGCAUCUUGCCUGUUCUCCCAGCCAUUUCCUCAAAGCAUCUCUGAGUUCCCAGCCGGCCUUCUUUCUCUGUACACUCUCCACGUCGUACUCGCACCGCUACCAAGAUGUUCAUCAAGACUCUCACCACCACUGCCCUCCUGGCUCUCUAUGCCGCCACCGUCUCCGCUCGCGGCUUCGGCUGUGGUGCUCCUGAGCCCGAUGCCUACCAGAUUGCCGACGCCCGCGCCUUCUACAAGGAGUUCAAGGCUUCUGCGGCCGCUGUCGGCACUGACGGUGUCAGCAUCCAGGCUAGCACGCCCUUCACCGUCAGCGUCUACGUCCACGUCGUUGCCACCUCCUCGAGCAAGUACAUUACUCAAACCCAGGUCAACAACCAGAUCUCGGCCCUGAACUCGGCCUACUCCCCCCACAACAUCUCGUUCAAGCUGGCUGCCACCGACUUCACCACCAACACCAGCUGGGGCAAGGACGGCAACGAGACGGCCAUGAAGAAGGCGCUCCGCAAGGGCACCUACAAGGACCUCAACCUGUACUUCACCGAGUCCCUCGGCGACGGCCUGCUCGGCUAUUGCUACUUCCCCGUCUCCAAGCCGACCAGCUCGGACAUCACCCUGGACGGCUGCACCAUCCUGGCCCAGUCCGUCCCCGGCGGCACCGCUGCCCCCUACAACCUCGGCGGCACUGCCAUCCACGAGGUCGGCCACUGGAUGAACCUCUUCCACACCUUCCAGGGCGGCUGCAACGGCGGCGACUCCAUCGACGACACCCCCGCCCAGGCCUCGGCCUCUUCCGGCUGCCCGACCGGCCGUGACUCGUGCCCCAGCCUGGCCGGCCUCGACCCCAUCCACAACUACAUGGACUACUCUGACGAUGCAUGCUACACCGAGUUUUCCGCCGGCCAGGAUGCGCGCAUGCACGCCGCGUGGACCACCUACCGUGCUGGCAAAUAAGCGCGAGGCUCGGUUGGAAGCGUCUUUUUAUUAUCCGAAGACCGCACGCGCCGCUCUGCCAGAGUGAGCCUAUAUUUUAAAGGGCUUUACUCACUUUCUUCUUCUGCUGCCUCCUGGAUACAUAUGAGGCAGCUUCCUUUUUAUUCAUUUGCACGGGCGAUGAGUUGCAACGAAUGGCGUUUGGGACUUUGAUGAUGAUGAGAUGAGAUGGUGGCUUUGAGGAUCUUCCCAUGGCUGGGGUACUCUUGAGAUGCAUGGUACAUAAAGAUGAGCUGCCGAUAUAGUACAUAUCUUUAGUAGAUGACGGAGAGAAAAAUUUGACAUCUUCGACUUCGAA
Microdochium trichocladiopsis is the source of this 1554-nucleotide messenger RNA. RefSeq lists its product as uncharacterized. The transcript is spliced from 2 exons. Bases 372 to 1217 code for a protein of 281 amino acids. Lineage: Eukaryota; Fungi; Ascomycota; Sordariomycetes; Xylariales; Microdochiaceae. Gene Ontology annotation, molecular function: metallopeptidase activity. The record is from RefSeq and is a predicted model, not a curated record.